Adineta ricciae is the source of this 420-nucleotide messenger RNA. Lineage: Eukaryota; Metazoa; Rotifera; Eurotatoria; Adinetida; Adinetidae. The record is from the annotation of a GenBank genome assembly.
AUGUUCGGCAUAUUGAUCAUUAGUUAUCUUCUCAUUACUCAAGCAUCUUCGUACAAUCCCACACACGAUGAAAACCAAUCGAUCAUCGAAGCCCUGCAUUCGAAUGUAACAGUAACAAGUGGACACAAAGCGAUAUUAACAUGUACAUUCGGCCAUAGUAAUCUUGAUUUAUCACUUUCAUCAUCACAUCAAUUAAUAUGGAUUCGACAAAAUUACGCAUCAAAUAAUGCCGAUUCUCUAUUAGCACAUAAUCAAGAUUUAUUAAUAUCUGAUUCUCGUUUGAAUGUUCAACGUACUGAUGUCGAAUAUACAUUAACAAUAACAGAUGUCCAAGCUGAUGACGAGGGUAUCUAUACGUGCGAAGUCAAUACUCAACCGCCACAAAAAGCAUUGAUUCAUCUCUAUGUCCAAGGUAAAUAA